AUGCCGAAAAGCGCUCAUCUCUAUGCAGCUGUUAUCACUGGUUUUGAGAAAGUUGCCUCGAGAGAGAUUUCUGAGAAACUUCCAGCCACCGAAUGUAUCUCUGGACGUGGAAACGUCAGAUUCUGUCUUGACCUGAAUAGUGUUCCUGAUAUUCUAAAAUUACGAUCGAUUGACAAUCUGUAUGUCGUGUUCUAUGAAAAUGAACUAGUCGGAUUAACUGAUAUGGAAAAAGAGGAAGCGUUAAGAACAAUUCAAGAACAAAUUUCCUACUGUAACUGGAAAUUAGCAAUCGACGUGUAUCAAUUAGUACGAGAAACGAACAUAUACGGAGGAAGUGACCGAGUUGUAGAUCAGAUGAGAGAGUUCAUGAGAGAAGGAAAACGAUGUGAAGUUACAGAAAACUCGCCGAAGUUCCGAGUUACGUGCAAACGGUGUGGAGAAAAAGAGAUUCAUGCAUUCAGCUCCAUGGAUGCUGCUUCGAAAUUCGGUGCUGAAAUAAACAACGCUCUUGGCUGGAAGUGCAGUGUUAAGGAAUUCGAUAUUGAAGUUAUGUUGAGAAUUGAAAAAGAUAAUAUGACCGUUAUGAUGGCACUAAACGACGAAUCACUUUUCAAGCGGAAUAUUUGUGCUUAUGGACCAACGACAAUGCGAUCCACCGUGUGUUACUGUAUGCUCCAUCUGGCAAAUAUCAAACCAGGAGACGUAGUCAUGGAUUCCAUGUGUGGUGGUGGAUCUAUUCCGAUUGAAGGAGCAUUGGCGUGGGAGAAUGCGUUCUUUUUAGGCGGAGAUAAUCACAAGUUGGCAAUGGAAAGAUGCAAAAAGAACUGGUCAUCCAACUCAUCGUCCACAAAAUCGAUCUGCGAGUUCUUCAACUGGGAUGCCACUAACCUUCCACUUCGUGACAAUUGCAUCGAUGCUCUUGUGACCGAUCUACCAUUUGGAAAGAAAAUCGGAUUGAAAACGGACAACCGAUUACUGUACCCUAUUCUUCUGAAUGAAUGGAAAAGAGUUUUACGAAAAGGUGGACGAUUGGUGGUGAUGAGUCAUGAUAAGAGAAGUUUAGAAAAGGCAAUUCUGGCAGACCGUUCAUCAUGGCAUAUCAAAGCUAAUCAUAUCGUUAACAUGGGCGGAUUACAGUGUCUUUGUCUUUGUCUGAUAAAUACACAAAGUUGA
Molecule: messenger RNA, 1173 nt
Organism: Caenorhabditis briggsae
Lineage: Eukaryota; Metazoa; Nematoda; Chromadorea; Rhabditida; Rhabditidae
Exons: 6
Coding region: 1-1173 (390 amino acids)
Biological process (GO): tRNA methylation
Molecular function (GO): tRNA (guanine) methyltransferase activity; RNA binding
Source: RefSeq, a predicted model, not a curated record